AUGACUGCAUUGUCUUUAUCUGCCAGACUCUUACCAUUUUAUCAUAUUCGGUACAUCACCGAAAUCUUCGGUCGGUCUGUCGGUAAGUUUGAUGGCUGGUUGUUGACGAAUGAUGGCAGGCAAAACAUUCCAUAUGGAAGGAGAACGUAUGUAAAAUAUUUGUUGACAACUGAUGAAUUGCCAACAGGCUAUCUCGCUAUCAGACUUAUAAUUCAGUCACCCAGAAUUAAAGUACUCUGCAUGAGUUUGAAACACACCGGCCCAGGAAUAUGGGAGACGAUUCCACAAGAAAUUAAAGAUUGUAACACUUUGCAUCUUUUUAAAAAUAAGCUGAAAAAUUUUUUAAUUACGAAAACCACUAUUCAUCCUCAUCUACUUAACAAUAACUUCAACGUAAAAUAUGUGCGUCGUGUUGAAUCGUGUGGCGUCGUGUUGAAUCGUGUGGCGUUGUGUCGUGUGGCGUCGUGUCGUGUCGCGUGGUAUGAAUAUAAAACUUUUGUAGCAGAAACAUAUUCAUGCAAACAUGGCAUGAACAGGCAUGACAGCCAACAUUUCAAUUAA
Molecule: messenger RNA, 561 nt
Organism: Helobdella robusta
Lineage: Eukaryota; Metazoa; Annelida; Clitellata; Rhynchobdellida; Glossiphoniidae
Exons: 6
Coding region: 1-561 (186 amino acids)
Source: RefSeq, a predicted model, not a curated record